AUGGAACGAAUGAUUGGAAAUUUGGGUCAAGAAAUUUGUCAGCCCUCGAAUCCUUUUGCAAACCUCUCACAAGAAGUAGUUCGACGCUGCCACAUUAAUACCCUUCUCUCCAUAAUGCCUGAGCUCGACAAUUUACACCAAGGCCUUCCAAAUGGUUCUGUUGAUUUAGGAGAUGGGUAUGUGCUUCUUCGCAAACGAGAACGAUAUGCGAAACUCCCAGACGGUGCAGAUGCACAAGCAAUC
This is a messenger RNA of Suillus discolor, 243 nucleotides long. RefSeq lists its product as uncharacterized. The record is from RefSeq and is a predicted model, not a curated record. NCBI's taxonomy places the organism in Eukaryota, Fungi, Basidiomycota, Agaricomycetes, Boletales, Suillaceae. The transcript has a single exon. The annotation marks the transcript as partial.